AGACUAUCUAUCGUCUAUCCAGUCGACUCUAACCAGAGUCAGACGAAUUUCAUACCGACAGCCGAGACUACAGACUACAGACUACAGACUACAGUAUUACAGACUACAGUAUUACAGACUACAGACUACAGUACUACAACUACAGUUCACUACAUCCUCACUACCUAUGCAAUGCGCACCCCCAACAGACCCCUCGACGAGUUCGAACAAGCCCUCAUAACCAGCUGCCAAAGCAUAACAAACAAAGAACCAGAAACAUGGGGCUUCUCCUCCACGCAAACGGACCUCUCCCUCGAGUCCGGCAGGCAAGCCGACCCCGCGCGCGCCAUCUACAGACUCACCAUCACCCCGGAACUAUGUAAUCUCCACGAAACCCUGCACGGCGGGUGUGCCGCCACGCUCGUCGACGUCCUCUCCACCACGCUCGUGCUUGCGCUGUCCUCCCCGGGCCAUUUCCAGCGCGGCGGCGUCACUCGUAAUCUCCGCUUGACCUACCUCCGUCCUGUUGCUCGGGGGAUGCGUGUCCGCCUCGUCACGGAGGCGGUCCAUCUCGGUCGGAGGCUGGUCUUGUUGAGAUCGGAGAUUAGAGCGUUGCCGGGCGAUCCGGGUACUGAGGAUGAUCUCCAGGAUGGGCUUGACGGUAUACUCUGUGUCGUGGCUGAACAUGAAAAGGCAAAUACAGAUCCAGUAGUCAAGUUGUAACUUAUCACCGACUAGGCUACGGCUCCUUCUUUACUGCUAGUUACUUCAUUGUGUAGUCUGAAAUGUAUGCGAUUCGCUACCGAUAAUGCAUAUGCAAGCAGUUGUGUACAGAAUGUACCAUGCAACUAAGAAGAAAAGAGAAUAAAAAUGAAUAAGAGAAGAUCAGAGGGGAAGAAAUGAAAAAGAAAAAGAAAUGUAAUAAAUGAAGAGAAAUGGGAGCGGAAAAAGAAAUGAACGCCUCUAAUGCUUGCGCUCCUCGCCAGGCAACUCUCGGUGAAAGCAGGAUUAUUACAUGUGGCCCCCCGUACCGGCCAUGUCUAUUGCAUCAUCCGUAGGUAGGUCGUAACGUAACGUCUUUUCAAAUCGGAGGGGGAUAGAUGUGGGUUGGGAAAUGGGAAUGCGGUCGUGC
Penicilliopsis zonata CBS 506.65 is the source of this 1111-nucleotide messenger RNA. RefSeq lists its product as hypothetical. The record is from RefSeq and is a predicted model, not a curated record. Gene Ontology annotation, molecular function: fatty acyl-CoA hydrolase activity. The transcript is spliced from 3 exons. Lineage: Eukaryota; Fungi; Ascomycota; Eurotiomycetes; Eurotiales; Aspergillaceae. Bases 172 to 702 code for a protein of 176 amino acids.